CUCUUCCUUCAACUUCAUCCACACAGUGCCAUUUUCAAGCCAUUCGUUUCUAGAUUGGAGUGAAGCUGCUGUGAAUUUUUUAUCCAAGAUGAAGGAGAAAAAGAUGGCUCCCUUGGAGCCCUCAUCCCUCCUUCUUGUCCAUGUCGCUCCCCAACGACAGCGAUAUCCCCACAAUACCUUUCGUCGUAUCCUCGGAUUACUUCUGUCCAUCGCCCUCGUUCUAUUCCUGGUCCCGGAUUCCUUCUGGUCCUAUGUCCCUGGUUCUCGCUCAAUUCCACACUCAUCAUGGCCUCAGGGCUACGGCCUUUCCUACGAACAGCUGCAAGCGAUUCUUACGAGCACCCCAUCCGCGGCCAAGGCACGUGAAUGGAGCUCGUACUACACAGCAGGCCCUCACCUCGCUGGCAAGAAUUUGAGCCAGGCGCUCUGGACUCGCGAGAAAUGGCAGGAAUUUGGUGUCGAGGAUACCAUUAUCGAGACCUACGAGACCUACCUCAAUUACCCGGUGGACCAUCGCUUAGCACUACUGAAGAAGACCGAGACUGGCUCCACUGAGGUCACCUUUGAGGCGUCGUUGGAGGAAGAUGUACUCGAGGAGGACCAUACCAGCGGUCUUCCCGAUCGUGUGCCUACUUUUCACGGCUACUCGGCUAGCGGGAAUGUUACUGCUCCGUUUGUUUAUGCCAACUUUGGCACGUUCGAUGACUUUGAAGACCUUGUCAAGGCAAACGUUAAUCUUGAAGGAAAGAUUGCGAUUGUCAAGUAUGGUCGCAUCUUCCGUGGAUUGAAGGUGAAGCGGGCGCAGGAGCUCGGUAUUAUCGGUGUGAUCAUGUACGAUGACCCGCAGGAGGAUGGCGAAAUCACCGAGGAAAAUGGCUACAAGGCGUAUCCCGAUGGUCCCGCCCGGAACCCCAGUGCCGUGCAAAGAGGAAGCACGCAGUUCUUGAGUUUUGCCCCUGGUGAUCCAACCACGCCUGGAUACCCAUCCAAGCCCGGCUGUGAACGUCAGGACCCGCAUGAAUUUAUUCCGUCGAUUCCCUCCCUCCCAGUCUCUUACAAGGAAGUGCUGCCUCUCCUGAAGGCUCUCAAUGGUCAUGGCCCUAAGGCGUCGGACUUCAACCAAUGGUGGCAGGGUGGUAGACUUGGUUACAAGGGCGUUGAAUACAACAUCGGACCUACUCCGGAAGAUGUGGUUAUCAAUCUCUACAACCAGCAGGAAUACGUGACGACUCCGUUGUGGAACGUUAUCGGUACUAUUAAGGGUAUUAUUCCGGAUGAGGUCGUUGUUCUGGGCAACCAUCGUGAUGCUUGGAUUGCAGGUGGAGCUGUAGACCCGAACAGUGGCUCUGCCGUCCUCAACGAGGUGGUCCGCAGCUUUGGCGAAGCUCUCAAGGCAGGAUGGAAGCCUCUGCGGACGAUCGUCUUUGCCAGCUGGGAUGGCGAGGAGUACGGACUGCUGGGCUCGACCGAGUGGGUGGAGGACAAGCUUCCCUGGCUCUCGAGGACGAAUGUCGCAUACCUCAACGUGGACUCUGCUGCUAGUGGCACUCAUUUCUCUCCACGGGCAAGCCCGCUGUUGAACGAUGUCAUCUACGAAGUCACUGGACUGGUCCAGUCGCCCAACCAGACCGUUGAAGGCCAGACUAUCCGAGACGUCUGGGAUGGUAAGAUUGCAACCAUGGGUAGCGGAAGUGACUUCACUGCGUUCCAGGACUUUGCUGGUGUUGCCAGUUAUGAUCUGGGCUUCGGUCGUGGACCAAAUGACCCAGUUUAUCACUACCACUCCGACUACGACAGUUUCGACUGGAUGGACCGCUUUGGAGACUCCGACUGGCUCUAUCACGAAGCUACCACCAAGCUGUGGGCGCUGUCUGCUGCCAAGAUCGUCGAAACUCCUGUCCUGUCUCUCAAUGCCAAGGAAUACUCGCUUGGCUUACAGACAUAUCUUGAAGCGGCCAAGAAGACUGUAAAGAACCUGCCGGCUAGUGCAGACUUUGACUUUGAGUCACUGGAUGACGCCAUCGCACAAUUCCAGGCCGUUGCCGCCGCGUUUGACGCGUACGCUGAGGAGCUGUCUUCCAAGAUUGACGAGGAUCUCCCCUGGUAUCUGUUGUGGAAGAAGGUGCAGCUGUUCUUGCAGAUCCGUGCUGUGAACAGCAAGUACAGAGAUAUUGAGCAUCAAUUCCUGUACCAGCCGGGACUUGAUGGACGGAACUGGUACAAGCACGUCGUGUUCGCGCCUGGUCUUUGGACUGGAUAUGCGGGCUCGACAUAUCCUAGUUUGACCGAGAGCUUGGAGGCGGGAGAUGUGGCCAAUGCAAGGAAAUGGAGCUUCAUCAUUGAGACACGGAUUCAGGCCGCCACCGAGCUGUUGCAGUAGAACACUCGGGCCAAUGCUCUUUCCUGAUGUAAAUGUGGAACGAAUCAAACGAUGGAUAGCACGCAUCCCCCUCGCGUCCAGUCUCUUGGGCACCUGGGAUUUUGGUUAUGAUUAGCUGGAAAUAGCAUCAAUCAAUCAUUUUGGUUUUUU
Messenger RNA from Aspergillus glaucus CBS 516.65, 2530 nucleotides. Its product is annotated as M28 family metallopeptidase. Bases 89 to 2380 code for a protein of 763 amino acids. Gene Ontology annotation, molecular function: carboxypeptidase activity. The record is from RefSeq and is a predicted model, not a curated record. Lineage: Eukaryota; Fungi; Ascomycota; Eurotiomycetes; Eurotiales; Aspergillaceae. The transcript is spliced from 3 exons.